UUCUUUUAAUAGAAGUUGAUUAGUGUCUACCAGGCACAUUACUGAACAGAGACACCAGCCAGGUUUGAUUUUACUCUCGAUUUUAUUAAUAAGAAGCUAUCUGCAUCCUUGUUACAAGAUGAACAUGAAUGCAGUGAUCUGUUUGAUGUCAUUGCUGUCUGUCUGGAUGCAGACUGGAGAAGGUCAGAUUUUCCAGCCUGAGCUUACACCUAAUGCUUUUCUAGCCACUGUCACCAGCAAUACAGUGAUACUGAAACAGCCUUUUGGUGUAUUUGACCAGACGUGCCUUGGCUGUGAGAUAUGGCUGGCAGCUGGGCUGUGCUCCGCAAACGGCAUCUUUGAUGCUCAAGUGAACAGCUCAACUCCCAACAUCCUCGGCUUGUCACCCUACCCAACAGCAUUCAACCCAUCAUCAAAAAACUUCUUUCUGACCAGAGUUGGACUUCUGUCAGAUUUCCCCUGUAGUCAGUCCUCCAAUGAUCGCUACUUCGUAGUCGGAGCUGAUGGGCAAUGUAGUGGCAUCAACUGUAAUGGUGUACUUCCUGAUGGACUCCCCGUCUGUUUCAAGUAUCUUCUAAUCAAUACUAAUGGGAAUCUUGUUAAUUCGUCGAACUGGUCCGUCAACAUCACUCUCCCCAAACUACUAAACCAUCAAACCAUCAAUGAUGGUCUGAGUGCGAGAUCUGGCGCCAUGGUUGUGAUUACUGCCAUCCUAUGUGCGGCAGCGGGUCUGCUUUUACUUCUUUUCUUCAUUAUGUUAUGCAUAACCUGCUGUACCAAGAAAGAAAGUAAGCAAAUCUCAGUCACGGACUCAAUCCGUAUCCCCCGCUAUGACACCCACGACCUAAAGGAGCACGUGCACCCCUACGACAACCCUGCUUACCAGUCGGACUUGAAAAAUUACUCCACAGCCAAAACUCUGCCCAGGGACGGCGCCAAACAAAAGCUGUGAGCUACUACUGAAGACACCAUCACUGCACUGCAUAUUUCAUGGGAAACCAAAUUACUAUGCAGUAUUUUCUCUUUCAAUAUGUUACAAGGCGAAAUUGAGGACAGGAAGUGGACUUGAAAUUAACUCAUCAACAAUAGGGCACUUACAUCAUGCAUAUGUUACACUGCUGUUUGGCAUCAGAACAUUGUUUCCUGUGUAGUAUCAAACUAGAAUAGUUGUGCUUUAUGUUUAUUUUUUAGCCAUCAUUGGCCUCAUUAUUGUUUGUGAUCAACGGAAAAGACAGGACAGGACUACACUACCCUGACUACAACAGUGCAUGGUCUUGAAUCCAACACACAUCUGCACAUUCAGCAUGUCUCCCUUAUUUAAAACACCUGAUUCAGAUCAUCAGCUCAUAAGAAGAGAGCUCCAUGAACUGAACUGAGUGUGCCAGAUAAGAGAGACAUACAAAAUGUGCAGAGCAGUGGGUCCCAAGGAACCAGAACUGAAAACCACUUGACUUCAACAAGCAAAUUCACUAGAUGGCGGUGUUUAGUAAAUAAGCAAAUGUGUGGGAGAGCGACAGUCAUACUUUAGUUAUUUACUAGUGCAGUGUUUUCCAACCUUCUAUGUCUUAAGGGUCAGAUAGGCUUAAAUAACCUUUAAUGAACAUUAAGCCAGGUGAGUAGUUAUUAUAAUACACUUUAUGCCAAGAUGAUUUAUGACUUUGACCUUUGACCU
Carassius auratus (goldfish) is the source of this 1672-nucleotide messenger RNA. RefSeq lists its product as uncharacterized. The transcript is spliced from 6 exons. Gene Ontology annotation, cellular component: membrane. Lineage: Eukaryota; Metazoa; Chordata; Actinopteri; Cypriniformes; Cyprinidae. The record is from RefSeq and is a predicted model, not a curated record. The coding region runs from base 119 to 952 and encodes 277 amino acids.